AUGAAGCGGGCUGGCUUCUACUUAAUUGUCCUCCUUGGACUUGUAGAGCAUGGUGUAGCCAUCAUGUGUUAUGAAUGUAACAGCGCCCUCAACUCAAUGUGUUCGGCCCCUGUUCUUCCUGAUAGUCUGAAGAAGAACUGCUCAGACCUGGACAGAGGAGUCACUCACACGCUGUGCAGGAAGAUAAUUCAGCACGUGGACUAUGAGACUAAUGGACAAAUGCCCAUGAGCAGAGUUAUUAGGAGUUGUGGUUGGGAUGAGAGUCGGAUCUUGAGCCAAAUGCAAGAAUAUGGUGGUGACAAAACAAAUGAGCAUCGCGAUAUCGCUGAAGGAAGGGAAAGAACACAAGAAGGCUUCCACGGAAAGCAUCAGUACCCCGUAACACAGAAAAACUAUGGUUUAAAGGAAGGUGAGGUAAAGGUAACCUAUGGCCGAGUAGCUUCUGGAGUUUAUGAAAGCACUUCCAGCCAGCAAUAUCACAAUACACGGAAUAAUAACUCGUCAUUGCCCACAUUCAGCUCACCGCCUCAUUCGCCUCUGGUGGGUGUGGUGUUUAAUCCCUCGUCUCCCAACUACAGCCGAUCGACAAUGACCGAACAUACAAACUCUGACAGACGGUCGCAAAGCUCAUGGUCUGUCUCUAAUCAAGAACCCAUAGGCACUGGCGCUAGAAAGAAAAUUGUGAAGAGUCACGAAAAGCGAAACUUUAGCAGUGCCGAUCCCCGUUUUCAUGAGAGGUACAAAGAUUCCAGCACCGAAAUCGAAUCAAGAAAACUAGAUCGUAAUUUAAGAGCCGAUUCGACGACGAGCUUAGACUUCUUUGCUGAAGGUGAGAGAAUGGUGUCUGAACUUUGUAAUAUACCAGAUCCUAAUGCAAAAAGUGACCCGAAAAAUUCAAAAACCUACCAGCAAGAUGAAGAUAAGAAUAAAUCUAGCGGAUCUUCGGAUAUACUAUUGACAGCUCUAGAUAAACUUAUUAUACACGAUCAAAUUCCAUUACAAAUCGUUCAACUCGCUAUAGAGGCGUGUACUGACGCCGAGAAUAUAGCGAUCGCUCAUCAUAAUCGACCUUGUUUUAAAAAUAUACAUUCAAUUUGUGCGAAAACUCGUUCAAAUGUGCAAAAACCAGAUAGUGCUGUAGCCAACUUACACUCUCAAGGCAUCCCUUGGGUUAUCAAAAACUUUAUAUUCUCUUUCGUUAGAAUCUUAGAUGGCUGGAAAGGUGUAAAAGAAUUGCUCAGCGAGAAGCAUGACACUUUUUCCAGAAUCGAAAAUAAGUAUUACAGUCCAAAUAUUAGAGAGUGCUUUGUUCAAUGGCAGGCGAUUACAAAGGAAAUGUUAACGCAUAUUUAUAAAACCUUUAAGUGUCUCGAUCAAGGUUUUACCAUGGAGCAAAAGAGUUUUACCCAUAACUAUUACGCAACUAACUCGGCAGCUCCGCGCCAUCAGAAUCAAGGUAAAUUUCAACCGAUAAAGGCGCAUGUCAGCACUCCACGUGCGAUCAAUUCGUCACCCCAGCCAUACAAUACUGUUCAACCGCCUUGGAUGCAGAAUCAAAGUCAACCUCAGGUACAAAGCUUUAAUGAGGCACCAUGGCCAUCCAGACCAAAUGUUAACUACAAGAAAUUUCCAGUUGUACCUCCACCCAACACUCAAAAUGUUUAUCCAUUAAACGACCAAAAUGAAAUAGACUACCAAAAGGCACAGUAUAAAUGUGAUCCAUAUAAUGUUAGAGAAGCUAAGCCGCGUCAGUCUUGGACUAUUACUAAUGUACCAGAUUUCAGAGCAUUGGAAAGCAUGUGUCACUCAGAUCAGCGUGAAUUAUAUAACCAAUUGAGGCAUAAAAUGGACGCUGAGCUUGGAAAAGCACCUGGACAACCACUUUUUGGAGCUAUGCCUUGCGAUUUAAUGCAACGUAGGGAUAUGGAAUUAAAAGCAAAAAUGAUUCCUUUGAGUCAUGUUGAGAAAACUUUAAUACCAAGUAUGGCCACAGUAGCUGAUAUUAAAAACUACGUCCAAAAAAACAAUAGUUGCGGUGAUACUAAAGAAGACUCGGAUUUUUUUGCGGCGUGGGGUCAGAUGGUACAAAAAGAAUCUAACGACUUUUUAACUCAUCACACUCACAACAUUCAAAUCCCAUCAAAUGUUGUGACGCUCUCGAGCAAUAUCUCUGGCCCCGUACAAUUUAUAGACAAUGAAAAUGAUGAGUUCCAUGAGAUGUCAAAAGUAUAUAUGAAACCUGGAAGCUACAAAGUGCCUAUAAAGCCAGCUGAUCCGUUAUCACCGUUUGCGCCCAGCGGAUCUCCAGAAAUGGUCUUCGAUAACCAGGACGAUGUGAAUUCCUUAAAAAUAAAUAGUUCAUAUUCUUCUGUUACGUUGGCACCACAACCAAAAUAUAACUUCGAAUCUUGGCCGUGCUUAAUAUCGCGACGCGCUGAAGAAGUGUUUAGUGAAGAACAAAAACUGAGAAAUAUGCUACCUUCAUUAGAGAUGAGAAACGUUGAUUGUCUAGAUAUUCUUAGUACAAUGACGUCGGAUCGCGCCUGGGAGGCAGCAAAGCAGUCAGCGCCAAAACUGAUGGAUUUUCUUCAUGAAGGCUGUAAGUCAGAUACGGCUCGGCUCUAUGGUGCUCUGGGAUUGUGUAGUAUUGGCGAAUACGCAAGUGAAUCUAAAGAAAUGCAAUCAAACUUAGACAGAAGCGAAGUAUGGCCGACGAGUUCAACUCUACAACAAUAUAUGAAAUUAGCAUCCCCGUUAUGGGAUCAAAACACUAAUAAACCAGAUUUAAAUUGUAGCUUUUUUAACGAGGAUAUCUCUAAAUUAUGUGACUCUGAACAAAAAUCAAUUGAAACGGAAGAAAAUAUUGAUCUUAAUGUCGAGAAAAUCGAUGGUUUUAAUGAGAUGAAACGUCCUAACUUUGACCAAACUGGAAAUUACGUUAAAGAUGAGAGCCAGAAAAGAACUGCUACUAAAACAAAAGUGGCGGUUUCUGGAAUGUGGUAUCAUCCAAAAAAGAAAAAAACAUUACCACCAAACACUGUGAAAAAGUUUGAAAUUAUAUUAGCAAAAUUAUCGACACUAAAUGAGGCUAAAUUCAUUCAACAUGACAUGGACAUAAAAACGGCGCCUCGCUUUUACGAAAUCGUAAAAUACCCGAUGUGUCUACAUGACAUCCUGACUAAGUUGAAGAAUUCAUCGUAUACAGAAUUAGACCAAGUUAUACAAGAUUUUAGACGAAUUUUCAAUAAUGUUAAGCUAUAUCUUAAGAGCUAUCCAGAUAGCACAAUGAAGAAAAGUAUCUCCAAAGUCGCGUUGGAAUUCGAAAACUUGCUUAAUGAAGAGUUUCCUAUUAAAAUGGAAACGAGGAAACAGGACGACCAACACGAUAGUAAUAGAAAAUGUGACAAAGAGAGUAACUAA
Messenger RNA from Leptosia nina, 3420 nucleotides. The record is from the annotation of a GenBank genome assembly. Lineage: Eukaryota; Metazoa; Arthropoda; Insecta; Lepidoptera; Pieridae.